UCGAGCAGAAGCACUGGAGGACAGCACGCACGCUCAAACCAGUUCACGUCGAAGAGCAUCCGAAGAUGACAUGCAUCUGCCCCCAGCGACCCAUUUCCUCCUCUCGCUAAAGCUCAAGGUCCUUCGCCGUUAAUGUCACCGGAAGACACACAGUGGAUUGGGUGAACGCGCGUUCACGAUUAUCAGCUCGGACAAUAUCGUCGCAUAAUGAUGCGCUUCGUUUGAUGUCUGCGAAGCUGUCUGAACACGAAUAUAUUUGUCAGUUAGUCUGGUUUCCUGACUACAUACCAGCAGCUCUCUUCAGUCUUCCUUGAUAGAGGAAAUUGGAUAAGGAUGGAUCCAGAGCAGCAGAUUCAAAGCCAGUGCCAGACUAAUGAUCUGGCAUCAUCUGCACAAGCAGAAGGACCAGCAGAUCCAUCCUCCACAUCUUCUCCGGCUCCAGCCAGGCCACGCCGGCCCCAGAGAAGCCCACGAGUGGAAGGAUCUUUUGAGGUAUCGGAGCUCAGACCUCCAGAGUCUGCUGAAGCGCAGCCACUGAGCAGCUCCAGUCAGCCCUCGGAGCUCAGUGUUGAUCAUGGACAUGAACACAAGCUUUUAGGACACGCUGCAGUGUCCCGGAGCCACAUGGCAAUGAGGGCCGCCUCUCUUCCUCAGACCCCGUCUUACAGACCCCCACUGUCUGAUGCCCCCCUGCAGCCGCAGAGAGCCCUGUCCGUCGCUGGGACCGCCGACACUCAGACGCAGCUGCUGGAGGAUUUCAGGGUGCACAUUAUCACGUGGAACGUGGGCUCAGCCAUGCCUCCGGAAGACAUCACUUCAUUACUGGGGCUCAAUGUUGGCGAUGGGAACACAGACAUGUAUAUUAUAGGCUUACAGGAAGUGAACUCUAUGAUCAACAAAAGACUGAAAGAUGUUCUUUUCACUGACCAGUGGAGCGAGGUCUGCAUAGACGCUCUCAGCCCCUUUGGAUAUGUACUGGUCACCUCUCAGAGGAUGCAGGGAAUGCUGCUGCUGGUCUUCUCCAAGUACUUCCACCUGCCGUUCCUGAGAGGCAUUCAGACACAGACCACUCGCACCGGCCUCGGUGGGAUCUGGGGAAAUAAAGGAGGCGUCAGCGCUCGCAUGAACGUGUUCGGCCACUCGAUCUGUUUCUUGAACUGUCAUCUGCCCGCACACAUGGAGAACUCAGACCAGCGCAUGGAGGACUUCGAAAGCAUCCUUCAGCAGCAGCAGUUUGAAGUACAAGCUGCUACAGGCGUCCUGGAUCACGAUGUGGUUUUCUGGUUUGGAGACCUGAACUUCCGAAUCGAGGACCUGGACAUGCAAGUUGUGAAAGCAGCCAUUGACAGUAACAAACUGUCCACAUUAUGGGAAAAAGACCAGCUGAAUAUAGCUAAAGACAGUGAGACUGUGCUUGAAGGCUUUCACGAGGGGCCGCUUAAAUUCCCUCCCACGUAUAAGUUUGAUGUGGGCACAGACACGUAUGAUACCAGUGGUAAGAAGCGUAAGCCAGCGUGGACGGAUCGCAUACUCUGGCGGUUGAGGCCGAUGGCUCCGGUCAGCACCAGCGCAUCGAAGCGCAGCUCCUUCUCAGGUCUAAGCAGCAGAACCAGUGUGUCGCAGCAUUUUUACCGCAGUCACACGGAGUACACCAUCAGUGACCACAAGCCCGUCUCCUCUAUGUUCACUCUGCAGUUCCCAUGUAAGGCGGACAUGCCUUUGGUAAUGCUCUCUGUGGAGGACGAAUGGAGAGAGGUAUCAGAUGCAGUGGCCAAAUUCAAGGUGGCACCCAACUUUCCCCGAAGCUCUUGGGACUGGAUUGGACUUUACAAGGUUGGGUUUAAACAUCAUAAAGAUUAUGUGACUUACGUUUGGGCCAAGCAGGAAGAGUCUGAUUUCCUGAGACAGGAGCACGAAGUGAUUUUUACCGAGGAAGAAUUGCCAAAGGAUUCAGGGGACUUCAUACUGGGUUAUUACAGCAACAAUAUGAGCUCCAUUGUGGGCGUCACCGAGCCAUUCCAGAUCCAACUGCCGGUGUCCAGCGCAGCCGGUCUGAGUCCGUCUGACAGCUCUGACUUCACGUCUGAUGAUGAGCUGAAGAAGAGCGACUCCUGUGACUCUGAAGAGCAGCAGAGCAGCAGCUGGAGCUCCAGACGAGCCCGAGAGCUGACGGCUGACCCCCACGAACCGCACGCCAAACUCUCCUCUGCACCGUCCAGCUCCAGCAGGUCCUCAGACGCCCCCGUCGCUGCGGAGGACACCUCGAACUCAGCCCAACCAGAGGAACCUUAGCUAAGCACAGCACCGUCUCUGGAGGAAGAUUGGUGGGGUUUCAGGGUUUCUGCUGGGUCUGUGAUGUCGAUGUACGUGUGAUGUUGUCUUGUAUGUUGCAGGGCAGAAAUAAGCGUUCCCUUCAACAAACACAAGAGGGCAGACUAAAUUGUUUGUGCCUGUUCUGUGUAGUCAUUCUAUUCAUAUUCUUCUUCUCCUGAUCCUCUCAAACUGCACAAGACUAAACCUGACACACUAAGAAAUAAUCUUAGGUAUACAGUACAUGUUAAUUGAUUCAUAUGGAUUUCUUCCAUCUGGUUCUUAUUGGAUUUAUUGGAGCAGAUCCCUUUAAGUUUUCCAGUGCUCUGUUGUGAACAUUAGUUGAGCUGUAAGCUAUGUUUCUAUCCAAAUUUGCUAAUUUAACUUAUGUGCAAAAUUGGAAUAUCGCAUAAAACAUUAAUGAAUAUAGCACUGUUUCCAUCCAGCGUGACAAAGAGAACAAAAUCGUCACUUCCUGAUGAAGUGGAACCAAAUAUCACUAAGAAAAAAGUAAUUUUCUGCAAUUCGAGAAGCCUCUGUCUUUUUUUUUAUAUGAUAAAAUGUGUCUCAGAGCAUGCAGACAGAAUGCAAUGAAUGCAGUCAUGCAUUUGAAGGCCGAUGUCUGCUGUUUGGAAAUGCAAUUGUGAAAAUGUUCUGACGACAGACUUUUUGUGCAAGGUCACAUGACUUUUUUGAUGCACAUCAGUGUAUCUAAUCUGCAAAUUGAUCUCAGUCGUAGUUAAUAUAUACAAAAAUGUAUCUGCUUCAACAGAGCACUUACAUUUUUAUGCACAUUUUUGGAAUUUAUGCUCAUCCUGGCGUUUUUAAUGAGAUAUCCCAAAAUGCGCAUUAAAAAUAGGUGGAUGGAAACAUAGCUGUAGAUUCAGUCCAGACUCCUAGAUUUGAUGCUGUCUGGAAAGAUAUCUGUCUUUGGCACAGCAACCCCUCAAAGAAAAGAGAAAUCCCUUAAUGCACUCUAAAAAUAUUUUUACAAAUCUGAAAAAUAGCUCUGUCUCAUUGACUAUUUCAGGCAAUAAUUAUGUGUGCUACAUAAUGGUUCUACAUCAGAGUAACCUGACCCUGUCUGAGGGAAUCAGCUGCAUGCAUUAGUCAGGCUGCUCUUGUGAAGUGGUGCAUUAACAGACUUACAUUUGGCUUAGGAUGCUGCCUUGUUAGGUAGAGAGUAGAGAGCGAGGCAGUUCACUAGGCUCAUGACUUUAAAGUGUGCUGCCAUAGAAGACGUCUGCUAAAGGCUGAUAACUAGAUAAUAAGGUGUUUGACAAUAUUCACAUGCUCUGAAAAUGCAAAUAUGUUCUCUCCUCAGGUUCACACAUGAAGGGAUGACUCUUAGCAAACGCAGCACUCUGUGAAGUACAGUUUGUAUAUUAUUCAUGUGGAUUACCGUCUUAACCAACUCUUAGCGUUUUACGAUAUUAUAGGACAGUGAAGAUAUCUGACGCUCUCAAAGUAGUGACUGCUGUGCCGUCAUGUUCCUGUGGUAAAUGUUCUCGAAAAUCAUUUCAAAGUUAUGACCUGCUUGUUUAAAGUCAACAUGAAAUGCAGUUCACAAACCAAAUUUGCAUCAUGUAUUUCAGAGCAAAACAGGAAAGUCAGCCAAAAGAAAUCCAGGACGUUGUCGACUAGUGCUUUGUGACAUCAACUGAAAAAGAAACGUAUAUCAGAUGGAAGAAUAUAAAGACACAUUUUUUUAUAUAACGUUCAUGAACCCUGCACUAAAAACGUAUUUUGUUUAAAAACUCAAGAUGCAGGACAGUGUCAUGCAUGAGAAGCUGCACAAGGUCAAAAACAUCUGUGCAUGUUUACAUACAAAAACACUGGAAAAGAAACGCAGCGGGAUGCUAAAACGCAUUCUGUGUGAACAGCCCUCUUUUGGAACUUUCUACAAACUUUUUAAUACAAUUUGAUGGAAGAAUAAAAAAAACAAAACCUUUUUUUAUGUUGCAUUCAACCAGUGACUUUUGCACUAUAAGGACUGGUUCAAAGAAAGUGGUUCUGCUUUUUAAAACAGUGGCAUGAAAAAUAAAAACGCAAGGUCUGGAGACAUGAAUAACUUCUAACUUCAGUGCUAUGUGUUUAUGUGAGAUGCAGCAAAAAGAUGCAUUGGUCAGAAAUGUCAGUCUAGGGCAGGUUUAUGUAGAAAAAACAUUGGAAAAGAAGAGCAGAGGAAUGCAAAACGCAUUCUGUGUGAACAGCCUCUUAAGGGGCAUUCAUGCUUGAAUCGAAGGAGCUGCCAAAUCGCUGUGCUGUUAGAUGCUAGGCGUUCCUGUAUUAUCCAAUUUUAACAGACAUUGCAACAUAAUGUUGCUGCAUAUUUGCAUAAAGUUAAACUGUGUUCAACUUUGUUGCAUAGACAGUGUUUUCGCCAAGACUUUGUCAGUGCAACACUGUCAGUAUGAACACCUCUAUAAACCAGAAUUGUGCUUUGAGAAAGCAAACAGCAUCAGUUUCAUGACCUCAUGUUGACUUUAAACAGAGAUUGCAUGGUUUCUAUCUGAUCUCUAGUCUGAUUUGUGUCUAGUAUUGUAUCAUGACUGUACUUGUGGUAGCGAUCCUAGUGUAUGUGUUGUGUAGGGCUUUCUUCUACAUGGUAAGAUCUCUCGUCCCCUUCUCUUCUCUCAUUCCUCAUCUUGUCUUUUGUCUUCGGGGUCACAGUAUCUGUUUUGACGUCGUCUACAGGGCUCUACUAAGUGCUCCGAUAUCGUAGUCUAUUGGAUUAGUAGUUUGUAACCCAUAGAAAUGUUCGUACAAUGACUACUUAGCCUUAGGACACGUGGCGUGCCGUCUCACUGUUUACAUGGUUAGCUGAGUGAGAGUAAGCGUGUCAGUGUCAGUUUUCUGCAUGAACGUGUCAAGGGUAAUCACAGUAUCGUGUGGCCUGCCACCUUUCAAUAUUGUCGAGGAGUCGAGAAGCGAUGGGAGACAUUCAAGACAGUUGUUCUUUGACAUUCAACACUUUUUUUAACAACUCUUUGUAGUUCGCUGUUGGAGUAUGUUUGGAAAUCACAAUCAGGCAUUCUGGAAUAAGAUGCUUUUUAUUAGAAAAACUAUAAAUUAAAAGUCUCUAGCUAGAAAACCGCUUUCUUUUGACUAAACUGGAAGCAGCUCAAUUCUUGAUAUUUGUAAUGUGUUUCAGGUAUGUGGUCUCUAUUUUCUGCACACUUCUCAAGGCUGAUCCUGUGUAUGUUUUAACAUGGUUCAUGUAAAGCACAGAAAGCGUGUUUAUUAGUGGUGCUUGCUAAUGCAAUGAUCACUUUUAGGGUUGGUAUUUUGAACAAACCCUUGUCUUUGGUACAGAACUCUAUUCACACUCUUUGAAAACGAAUGGCACCACAUUAGGAUAAGUGCUAUUUAUUAACAGUUUUUUAUGAUCAGACUCAUUGAUUUUCCCUAUCAGUGGUAAUAGAGCAUCAUAUCAAUGGCCAAGCAUCCACUAAACAGUGAGUUUUGCACAGAGAUGUUUUAUUGAAACCUAGUUUCAUUAGCAACGCUUAAAGUUGACAAAAGAAACCAAAACCAGGAUCAGGCCUGUUGAUACUCGUUAUAUUUUUAUACUCCAUUAACCAUAUGAAAUUUGAAAGCUAAUAUGAAUAAGAUGCAGUAUUGGAAAAUAAAUUCUCAUUUCAAAGCCAAAUAAAUGUUUGGCAAGUGCGAGUGUAUGAUACUUUGAAUCAUUUUGGUUGGAUAAUUAAUUUUUAAGAUUAUUUUAUUCUGAAAAAUUAUUACAUAAGCAUGCAAAAGGAAUGUUACUGGAUGAAAAGAUUAUUAUUAUUAGAUGAAAUGUGAUGUAGAACAGAUGACAAUCAGUGCCAAAACAGAGAAGAGGCUUUAUUUAAGAUUAUAUUUAUUUUCUUAUUCAUGAUAUUAUGUGCAUAUUAGAUUCUGCUGGUCAGCGUGCUUAGAAAUCAUCAUAAAGAAGGUGAUUUAUGAUUAUAUUGAAAAUAUGAAUUUAUAUAUUUUUUUUCAGGUCUGUGUCUUUAUUGUUCAUUAAAGCAAAUGUCACUGGCCGUUUGCUUCAUAUUCACCCUGAUUAUGAUGAAACACUUGUAUGGAGCAGAAUGCACUGUUUGGUAGGCUUGCGAAUCGUUUUUCUCGGUUGUUGUUGUAUAAUGUGUCUUACCUUAGACCACUGUCAAACAUCGGUGUCAAAAUGAAAAUAAAUCCUUUUGAAAGUGGAA
This is a messenger RNA of Carassius gibelio (silver crucian carp), 6506 nucleotides long. Its product is annotated as phosphatidylinositol 4,5-bisphosphate 5-phosphatase A. Gene Ontology annotation, molecular function: phosphatidylinositol-4,5-bisphosphate 5-phosphatase activity; phosphatidylinositol-3,4,5-trisphosphate 5-phosphatase activity. The transcript is spliced from 13 exons. Gene Ontology annotation, biological process: phosphatidylinositol dephosphorylation; negative regulation of peptidyl-serine phosphorylation. The record is from RefSeq and is a predicted model, not a curated record. Bases 334 to 2292 code for a protein of 652 amino acids. Gene Ontology annotation, cellular component: cytoplasm; ruffle; plasma membrane. NCBI's taxonomy places the organism in Eukaryota, Metazoa, Chordata, Actinopteri, Cypriniformes, Cyprinidae.